AUGAGUUACAAAAUACUGCCAUAUGAGAUUAUUUCUCUCAUAGCUAGUCAUAUAUCGACAAGAGAUAAACUCGCCUGUACCAGAGUGUGCAAAGCUUGGCAUUUUCCAUUUAUGAAAAUCAUGUUGUUCAGAGUCAGAAUAAAAGAAGGCCGCCCAUUGAAUGCUUUUAUUCGAUUCAUUACAUCCUCCCCAGAAAAUAUAACCCAGUAUUGUCCUCUCGUAAAGAUUAUACACCUAAGGAUUCAACACGACCCUCAACCGAAACUAAUUCGAUGGCUACAAAAACACUUUCAAUCGAUAGAAAAAUUAGACAUUGACGGUGGGAGCUUAAGCUCAACCUGCUUUGGCAACAAUACUUACUGGAAGUUCUGGAAAUCCAUGACACACCUAAGGCUAAGUUUGAAUGGAUAUAAUAUAUACAAGAAUGAUUUUAUAGCGGGCCUAAGUUGUAUUCCUGCUCUCAUACAUUUGGGCCUUUCUCAGGGCGGAUCAAAAGAAAAAUUCAUUUGUGACCUUGACGACUUGGAAGCCAUCCACUCCCGGUUGCCUGUACUUGAAGAGCUAGUCAUGUGCCAUGCGUUUAAAAGUCUUUCUAAAGAAGAUUUACCAAAAGUGGAAAGUACACCCAAGGCUUACCGGAUGAGAGCCGUAAGAUUUGAAGUGAGCAUGGUAGAUCUUGGAUGGUUGUAUUAUUGGGGCUGUAAAUAUCCAAAUCUGGCUAUCAUUGAUUGCAUUGCUGGAUUCGAUCAAGACAAAUUUGACAGAUAUCGCGACCUAGGAAUAGAGUCAAGGCCUUAUGUAAAGCACAUAUUUAAAUGUCUUUAUUUAGCCAAGCUUAGAGCUGAUAUCGAGAGACCUCAAUUUCAAACCGCCUUUAUAAACUUCAUUUCAAAAACGCGCGCCAAAAUCUCCCAGUUUGUUUACGCUCCAAAUCAUUCCGAAAAGGGCACAUUGACUAAUCUUUCGAUUGUCGAGAAUGACACGCAAGUCUUUAAGAACGUCUCUGAGUUUUUUCUUUAUCUUCGGAAAGAUACGAAGUUACCGGCAGCUUUCUUGGGCGGACUCAGCUACCUUUCUAAGCUAAAAAAACUGACAAUAGAGAGCCAACAAGGAUUGAUUCCUUUGCAUGUUGUCCUAGAUCAUUGCCCAACUCUGAAAAAUCUCAUCAUUCAGGGAGGAACCAUUACUUAUUCAAAGUCUGAUGAAUCCUCUUGGAAGCCUCAUUAUCUAGAAAAAUUUGAGAUAUCCUAUGGUACUAUACAAUCUCAAGCUUUGUUUUAUCUCUCUACCCGCUGCCGACAGCUUUUCCAAGUACGAUUGAUGUAUGCCAAAGUCCAAGCUCCACUGAAAUCUAGUGAAAGAGAGAUAAAUAUAAACAUGGAGCACUCUCGGCUGAAAGAGCUGCUAUUCCAUCAAGUAACCUUUGAAAGGUUAAAUAGAAAAGACGAGUCUACAAAGGAAAAUGUGUUUUACGUGGUUGUCAGUCAAGACAAUAGAGCAGAAACUUUGAAUAAAACGCAACAUGACAGCACGAUUUCGGUUAAGGACUGGUCGGUAUCCACUGGAAGCAAGAAAAAUGAGAAACAAAUGACUGACGAUAUAUGGCUCUAUUUUAAUGUCAAGAAACUUGCAGCAACCACAGAAGGAGGGUCAAGAUUUUUAAAGGAUGACGAAAAGGAAAAAAUUACCUCAUAUUUCAAAGCCUUUAGAUUUAAUCAGGGCCGUGCCGCAGAUAUUGAAAGUACCGACAGAUCUUCUUACGCAAAAGAGGAACGUGAGAUUAGAGAUACCACUUUUCCCAGAAGUUAUGUAAGAUGGAAAUGCGCUCAUAUUGACCGCCUCUAUAACGGAAUUGAGAGGGAUGCGCGUUAUCCAAAAUAUAAAGAGAUAUCCUUGUGA
This is a messenger RNA of Phycomyces blakesleeanus NRRL 1555(-), 1899 nucleotides long. RefSeq lists its product as hypothetical. The transcript has a single exon. The coding region runs from base 1 to 1899 and encodes 632 amino acids. Gene Ontology annotation, molecular function: protein binding. NCBI's taxonomy places the organism in Eukaryota, Fungi, Mucoromycota, Mucoromycetes, Mucorales, Phycomycetaceae. The record is from RefSeq and is a predicted model, not a curated record.